Molecule: messenger RNA, 1498 nt
Organism: Cylicocyclus nassatus
Lineage: Eukaryota; Metazoa; Nematoda; Chromadorea; Rhabditida; Strongylidae
Source: the annotation of a GenBank genome assembly
CAAAUUUUCCUUCUCUCCAGGAAUGAUUCCAUGGGUAGUUUUGCUUAUUCCUCAAAUUCUAGCUGGCACUAUACAUGAGCCAGAGAAGCCAGACCCAUUGACGGAGGUGCACCAGGAUCUGGCACGAAAAGCCGUCGAAGAUUUGAAUGCUCGAUCGAAUGAUUUGUAUCGUUGGGAUGUUUACUCGAUUGAUCAAGUACAUCAACAGAUGUACAAUGGAAUACAGUAUCAAAUACAAUUGACCCUGGUGCAAACUGACUGCAGAAAGACGGGUAGGCAGCUGUCUCGAACAGACUGUAAACAUACGGAUCGACUGAAGAAAUGCACAGCCGAAGGAGAGCAUCGAGCCUGGGAAAACUACGAAAAGAUCGAAAUGAAGCAUUGCGAAGAACCAUAUCGAAGGACGAAGCGGCAGACUAAGAAAUCCAUGGAUUUUGUUGAUCGCAGCAAAGUGAGCCGCCAUAUCAAACCGAAGGACUACGUUGCAUGGAAUCAAUUCAGCGAUUUUCUCGACAGGCAUGAGAAGGUCUAUGACAGCAAACGCGACACCCUCAAGAGAUUCCGCAUUUUCAAAAGAAAUUUAAAGACCAUUCGAAUGUGGCAAGAGAGGGAUGACGGAACAGCUGUUUAUGGAAUUACACAGUUUUCCGAUUUGACCCCAGAGGAGUUCAAAAAGAUCUAUCUACCUUAUACCUGGGAAGAGCCAAUCUGGCCUAACAAGAUCGCUGAUCUUGAAGCUGAAGGAAUUGAUGUGAGCAAGGACCUUCCCGAAUCGUUCGACUGGCGACCGAAGGGAGCAGUCACAGAAGUGAAGAAUCAAGGCAGUUGUGGAAGCUGUUGGGCUUUCUCCACGACUGGAAAUAUCGAGGGACAAUGGUUCCUGGCUAAGAAGAAGCUGGUAUCCCUCUCAGAGCAAGAAUUAGUUGACUGCGAUACUGUGGACCAAGGAUGCAACGGUGGUCUUCCCAGUCAGGCUUAUAAGGAAAUUAUCCGCAUGGGAGGCUUGGAACCUGAAGACGCAUACCCCUAUGAUGGAAGGGGAGAAACUUGCCAUCUUGUGCGAAAGGAAAUAGCUGUAUACAUCAAUGACUCCCUUGAACUACCUCACGAUGAACAAAGUAUGAUGUCGUGGUUAGUGAACAAAGGACCUAUAUCUAUAGGAAUCAACGCAAAUAAUUUGCAAUUUUAUCGUCAUGGUAUCUCUCAUCCAUGGAAAAUCGUUUGCGAGCCUUUCAUGCUCAACCACGGUGUUCUGAUUGUUGGUUACGGCACCGAGAAGAACAAGCCUUACUGGAUCAUCAAGAAUUCGUGGGGUCCAAAGUGGGGUGAGAGCGGGUAUUACAGGCUUUACCGAGGUAAGAACGUGUGCGGCGUGCAAGAGAUGGCCACUUCUGCUGUUAUUAACUGAAUUUGAUACGUCUUGUGUCCGAUUUACAUUGUUUUGUUUGUCUACUUCUCUAGAAACUGUCAUUGCCUAAACAAUAAAUACAAAUGCUCA